This is a messenger RNA of Exophiala oligosperma, 2242 nucleotides long. RefSeq lists its product as uncharacterized. Gene Ontology annotation, molecular function: crossover junction DNA endonuclease activity; 3'-flap endonuclease activity; DNA binding. Gene Ontology annotation, biological process: resolution of meiotic recombination intermediates; double-strand break repair via break-induced replication; DNA catabolic process. The transcript has 2 exons. Bases 100 to 1974 code for a protein of 624 amino acids. NCBI's taxonomy places the organism in Eukaryota, Fungi, Ascomycota, Eurotiomycetes, Chaetothyriales, Herpotrichiellaceae. The record is from RefSeq and is a predicted model, not a curated record. Gene Ontology annotation, cellular component: Holliday junction resolvase complex; nucleus.
CAACAAUUAUUGCCUGAUGAUACCCUUUUGAAGCAAAGAUGUGACUGCUGGAGGGCUUUGGCUCUCCUUCUCUUUCGACUGUCCUCGCAGCGCCCAACGAUGGCAGACUCUUGCGCCAACCCACUCCUAGCCAAAUGGCUCAAGGAGUGGAUGGACAAGGCGAAAGAGCAGAAUAGCAAGGGAUAUACUGUCUACAAAAAAGCCUACCAGUCCAUGAUUGCCUGUCCUAUGCGCUUUCAUCAUCCUUCCGAGGCUCAACAACUCAAUGGUCUAGGUCCCAAACUAUGCGAUCGCCUUGCCGAUAAGCUUAAAGCGCAUUGCGAGGAAAAUGGAAUGCCGAUGCCUGUCAAAGGCAAACAGAGAAAACGGCCAUCUGAGGCUCAAGGAGAAGAAUCUGCGCAGGAAGAACAAGAAUCUCCGAAGCGAAAAAGAAAGGCUCAACCAUAUGUACCUAAGUUGAGAUCGGGCGGAUAUGCUCUUAUCAUGGCAUUAUCUACCUUAGACCAAGAAAGCAACCAAGCAAUCUCCAAAGAGGAGCUCAAGAGACUGGCGCAGCCACAUUGCGAUGCUUCAUUUGACGUCCCUCCCGAUCCGAGCAAGUUCUAUACAGCGUGGCAAUCAAUAAAACUUCUCGAGAGCAAAGAGUUGGUCUGCACCAAAGGGCAUCCAAUUAAAAAGUAUUACCUGUCUGAUGAAGGUUGGGAAGUGGCACUACGGAUGAAUGCCACCGUGGAAGGGUGCACAAUACCAGUAUCCAAAUCGACAGACACGAAGAAGACAGCUUCUCGUCCAACGUCCCCAUCAAGAUCUUCUUCACUCAAGACUUCGCAAAAUGUCGGGCUUCCAAUCACUGCCAGACAAUCACCAUCGAGGCAACGUAUUGACACGGCAAAACCUCUGCGUAACGCAUCGACACGCGAUUCCAAUGUCAUAGACUUGCUCUCCAGUCCCGCACCAGAGGCGGGUGCAGGCUUCUCAGAGCUGGUUACUUCGGGUUUCAGGCCUCUGAAUGAUGAUAUUCGACCACUCAGCAAGGGCACCAAUUUGAAUGACACGGUCGUUCUGCCAGCAGGCAGUUUCGAGGUGAGAAUGGUGCUUGAUAUGAGAGAGAUUCGAUCGAGGACUGAUCGUGACUACAUCUCUUCCGAGUUGAAAAAGCAAGACGUUAACCCUAUCCUCACUGCAUUGCCGUUGGGAGAUGUUCUGUGGGUGGCAGUAGUCGAUCCUUCCCAUGCUGAAACCCUGAGACAGUUGAGCAUGGAGGAUAGAGACAAACCUGGUGAGUCAUGGAUUGUAUUAGAGCACAUUCUUGAGCGCAAACGUCUCGACGACCUGAUCGGCAGUAUCAAAGACGGGCGUUUCCGUGAGCAGAAAUUCCGUCUUCACAAGUCAGGCAUAAAAAACGUGGUGUACCUGGUCGAAGCAUACUCGCUGUCCUCAGAGAAGAGUGAAAAAUAUGGUGACGCAGUGGAGAGUGCUAUUGCAAGUAUGCAAGUGGUCGACGAUGUGUUUGUAAAGCAGACUGCGAAACUGGACGACACAAUUUCAUACCUUGCUCGCAUGACGAAGACCCUCAAGGGUUUGUACGAAAGGAAAGAUAUCCAUGUUAUUCCGACAGACACCUUCGAGGCAGAAGCCGCAUCGACCAUAUUGGAGCGACUGAGGAGCUUGUCACCACAAAAGACUUACGGAAUGACAUUCUCUCUUUUCGGUGCCAUGUGUGAUAAAUCGGACAGUAUGACACUGCGAGAUGUGUACCUCAAAAUGCUGAUGUGCACAAGAGGUGUGACUGGCGAGAAAGCGGUCGAGAUACAGAAGAUCUGGCCUACACCCAGGGCUUUAGCAGAGGCGUUCGAUACGAUGAAGACCAUCCCGGAAAAGGAGAAUAUGAUCAGUUCUCGACUCGCCAAUGCUAUUCCGAAGAAAAAAGUCGCAAAGGCACUUAGCGCAAAGAUCGCAGAGGUCUGGGGUUAAAGAGCUAUGGACAGCAACAAAGCCCCUACGUCAGGUCACCCGACAGUCGACAUUGUGCAGAACAUCAUGACUUAUGAGUAUAUGAAAGAUUAAUCGACCAGGCCCCUUCAGCCUGGUAUGUGUUGGAUUAUAGGACACAGACGCUGCUGGUCACAUUCAGCGAUGAUGAAAUGAGACAAUCUGUAUGAUUUUGAAUAAAGUGUGGCUUAGUUGGGUGUAUUGUAUCUUGGCCCCCAAUAUGUACGAGUACGAGGACCGAGUAUCCUGG